UCACUUCCUAUAUGCACAUUUACACACAUCUCACCCUCUGACCACACCCACACAUACUUGAAUUCAAUCUCUUCAACAAACCACAAUCAACACCAAUGGCAGCCACAUUAUCAACCACCAUGGCCAUGCUUAAUGCCAAAUGCAUGACCACCCCCAAAUCCUCAAAACCAUCAACCCCCAACAAGCCCAUUUCUCUUCUUUCCUUACCCAAAUCAGUUACCUCAAAGCCCACAUCCAUCUCCUUGACUGGAACAGCCAUUGCAGGGGCAAUCUUCUCUACUUUGAGCACAUGUGACCCGGCUUUCGCAGCCCAACAGAUAGCCGAUAUCGCAGAAGGUGACAACCGUGGGAUCGCCCUUUUGUUGCCUCUGGUUCCAGCCAUUGCUUGGGUUCUUUUCAACAUAUUUCAACCAGCACUGAACCAGAUCAACAAGAUGAGGACCAAAGGUGUGAUUGUUGGGCUUGGGAUUGGUGGUGGUUUAGCAGCUUCAUCUGGGCUGUUUGCCACACCAGAAGCUGCAGCUGCAGCUGAGGCUGCUGCCAAUGAUAACAGAGGAUCCCUUUUGUUGUUUGUUCUUGCACCUGCUGUUCUUUGGGUGCUUUACAAUAUAUUACAGCCUGCUCUUAACCAGAUCAACAAAAUGAGAAAUUGAUUAGUUGACAAAUUAUAUAUAUAUGAAAAUUGUGGUACAUUGAACUAGUAAUCUUGUUAUUGGAUUCCUUGUUAAUCAAGUUCUCUUGAAUAUAUAUCUUAUUUUUCUGCC
Erigeron canadensis is the source of this 764-nucleotide messenger RNA. RefSeq names its product photosystem II core complex proteins psbY, chloroplastic. The transcript has a single exon. Gene Ontology annotation, cellular component: chloroplast thylakoid; membrane; photosystem II. The coding region runs from base 96 to 653 and encodes 185 amino acids. The record is from RefSeq and is a predicted model, not a curated record. Gene Ontology annotation, molecular function: manganese ion binding. NCBI's taxonomy places the organism in Eukaryota, Viridiplantae, Streptophyta, Magnoliopsida, Asterales, Asteraceae. Gene Ontology annotation, biological process: photosynthesis; cell redox homeostasis.